AUGAGUCUGAAGACGCCCGCCUUGCCUCGGGACUUUUGCAACUUUGGAGGCUGGUAUGGCCUUCUACCGUCCUUCUCGUCUGCCCAAGAAGAAGGCUUCUCCCUUUCCUGCCUAGAUGAAUGGUUUGGCUGGAGAUUGGCAGGCAUUAACGCGUUUUGGCUGCCCAGGAUACACCACGCAACCCACGAUAUAAGCGGUGUAUGGAUGCGUGGCUUGGACCGCUUGCUGCAGUGCCGUGCAGCAGCAUCCGCGGCACCCGCCGAUCGACCCCGGCUUUUGCAACAGAUGUUUCGAGAACAGCAUCCCCUGAACGAUGAAAGCGCUUUAGGACUAAGGAGCAAGGUACCUAUGUCGAGCUGUAUGGUUGUUAAGGGAAUGUCGAGAACUUGCUCAGGAGGGGUCAACAGCAGCAACAGCACCACCAAUAGCAGCAAGGGGAACUCCUCCCCCAUGAAGCAAGCUGAAGAUCUCGAAGAACUGCUGCUUGCCGCAGCUGGUAUCUCACUAGGCUCCUUCGCUGACAGCGGCGGCAGCAGCAGCAGCAGCAGCACAGGAGCAAAGCAGCAGGAGCUAAUACCGUGGGCUGAGCUGUCUCAUAUGCUGGAGCAGUGGGGGGAAUUUCGGCAGGAGCAGCAGCGGCUCUGUGCACAGCUGCAGCAGUUGCAGCAGCAGCGGCUGCUCUUUGAGGCAGCUCCUUUAGCCGUCUUUGCCGCAGAAGAAGAAGCAGCUGAAGCUGCUGCAGCGGAGGCCGCUGCAGCCGAAGCUGCACGCAUUGAAGCCUUAAGCGAGAGAAACCCCCUAGAGGCACUCGAGCUGCUUGGCACAGUCCUGCAGCAGCAAGCGCACCGCAAGGGUCUACUCCAAAAGCAGCAUCGGGAGCCGUGCAGCAGCAAGGUGCUCAAAGCAGCAGUGGCCGCCUCCCCCGACUCUUUAGACUGCAUGCUUCUGUACUUUGACGACCAGAUAGAAGCAGCAAAGAGAGCAGCCGCAGCUGCUGCGGCGAGUUUCUGCAGCAGCAACUGUAUAAGGAGUGCAAUGCGGCUGCAGGUGCUGGCGACUGCUGCAGCACAAUCGCUCUUUCCGCGUCGCUGCUCAGCAGUAGCAGCGACCGCCGCUGCAAGGCGAAAGAAAAAGAGCAAACAGAAACGCGCUAAUGCUGCAGCGGAACAGCCGGACGGGGAACCAUGUCGGGUCGGGCACCCGGCAGUACAGCAGCAAAGGGAACUAAAUGUUGAAGAGGCAGCAGCAGCGGCAGAAGACGCAGCGGACUUGCAGCAGAUCACCGCCGCCUGUAGCUCUUUGCUCAAGGCAGCAAGAGCCUACGCGGCAUUUGCUGCCGCGGCAGCAGAGGGCAGCAGCUGUGAAGAGGGCCAUUCUUCCCCUAAACUCGAUGCCGAAGCGUUCCAAAGUGCGGUGGAAGCCCUCCCUUCACUUGAUGCCGCAACGGCAAUCCUACAGAAAGUAGCAGCUGCUGCAGGUGGUACCACCGCCGCCGAUGAUAGAGGCGACAGCAACACCCGAAAUGCAGCAGUUGCGACUGCUGGCGCGUGA
Cyclospora cayetanensis is the source of this 1551-nucleotide messenger RNA. RefSeq lists its product as uncharacterized. The record is from RefSeq and is a predicted model, not a curated record. Bases 1 to 1551 code for a protein of 516 amino acids. NCBI's taxonomy places the organism in Eukaryota, Apicomplexa, Conoidasida, Eucoccidiorida, Eimeriidae. The transcript is spliced from 3 exons.